UCCCUCUAUCCUCGUCCUCCUGUGCCGCCGCCAACCACGGUCCCUUAAGACAACCGAAAAUGAAAGUCUUCGUCAUCGCCGUCGUCCUCACCGCCGUGCUCGGGGCUCCUCGACCUCAGCAACAGCAGGCAACAGCGCCCGUUUAUCCGAUCAUCCCGUACUCGUACCAGUACGAGACCAGCGACGCCGCCACCGGCAACUUCCACAACAAGGCCGAGAUCAAGACGGCCCUCGGCCACGUGUUCGGCUCCUGGUCCGUCCUCAUGCCCGACGGCUACAUCCACACCACUUCCUACAACGUCACCGGAAACAGCGGCUUCCUUCCGGUCAUCGUGAAGACGCUCCCUCAAGCCUCUGGCGGCGUGGCCUCAGCAGCCGCCGCUGGAGGCUCUUCGGCCUAAAUCCAGGUUGUCUUGCCGACCCUUGGCCUUCGUGGCGACCCGCGUCUUA
This is a messenger RNA of Penaeus monodon (black tiger shrimp), 450 nucleotides long. RefSeq lists its product as uncharacterized. The record is from RefSeq and is a predicted model, not a curated record. The coding region runs from base 60 to 401 and encodes 113 amino acids. Lineage: Eukaryota; Metazoa; Arthropoda; Malacostraca; Decapoda; Penaeidae. The transcript is spliced from 3 exons.